Messenger RNA from Labrus mixtus (cuckoo wrasse), 3374 nucleotides. It is a transcript of the gene ric8b, whose product is annotated as RIC8 guanine nucleotide exchange factor B. The record is from RefSeq and is a predicted model, not a curated record. The coding region runs from base 88 to 1713 and encodes 541 amino acids. NCBI's taxonomy places the organism in Eukaryota, Metazoa, Chordata, Actinopteri, Labriformes, Labridae. The transcript is spliced from 10 exons. Gene Ontology annotation, cellular component: plasma membrane; cytoplasm. Gene Ontology annotation, biological process: G protein-coupled receptor signaling pathway. Gene Ontology annotation, molecular function: G-protein alpha-subunit binding; guanyl-nucleotide exchange factor activity.
AUUAGCAGCUAGCCAGUGAGCUAGCUUCACAACACAAACCGGGUCACGUCAAAACCGAGCUCACCAUCCGUUUUCCCCGAAGCCACCAUGGAUUUAGAUAGCAUCCUGUCGGAGCUUAACACGGCCGACGAGGAGGAAAGCGAGAAGCUUCUUCUGCAGUAUAAUCGAGAGAACAGCCUCACCUUCAAAUUUGAGCAAAGGGAAGAAACCCUGCGCAGUAAGCUGUGUCAGAGUGUGUUGACCGUACUCGGGAGGCAGGUGCGGCCCAGCUGUCAGAAAACAUGUCUAGAGACGCUCCGCAUCUUGUCCAGAGACAAGCACGUCCUCUCGCCUGUCGCCACCAGGGAGGGCAUGCUGAUCCUGGGGCGGAUGGCGAAGCUGCAGACCGGAGAGGAAGCAGGUGACAACCAAAAGAACUCUCAGGGCGACACCCGGUCAGACGAGGAGGAGAGGGUGGUGGUGGAGGCGUUGAAGUGCCUAUGCAAUGUGGUUUUCAACAGUCCCGCGGCUCAGCAGGUCAGCGUCGAGGUGGAGCUGGCUCAGGGUCUUUGUAAUAACCUGCGUACAGCCGGCACAUGGAGCCACGAGGUCGGCCUGUUCACGCUGCGCCUUCUUUUCCUGCUGUCUGCCCUGAGAGCGGAUUUGAGAGGGGUGUUAAAGAAAGAAUGGGAUGCUGUGAAACUCCUGACCGAGGUGCUGGAGCACACCUUGGACGUGCGCUGGGUUGGUCCCUAUGAAGCGGCCCCUCCUGACCCGCAGUCCCUGUGCAUGCCUGCAGAAGACAACGAUCGAGCAAUGGAGGCGCUCAAGGCCUUGUUCAACCUCACGCUGUCUUACACGCGUGGUGAGGAGGAUGACCACCAGUUCCGACUCAUAGUUGCCAUCCUGCGUCAUCUGUUGAUGCAGAAGACUGAAACUGAGGAGAAAACCGAGGAAGCACACAGCCAUUCUGUCAACUUGCUGAAUAAUCUCCCGGUGUCCUGCCUCGACGUGCUGAUUGACCUUCCUAUCCAGGGAGGACAAGAGAAGUAUGGAGGAAAAAACAUGGAUGCAGUCCAGGUGUUACUAGACUUCAUGGAGAAGAGGAUCGACAAGCAGGGCUCCAACUACAAAGAGGGUUUAACUCCGGUGCUCAGCCUUUUGACUGAAGGAUCCAGACACCACAGGGAGAUCCGCAGAUAUAUCAAAGCUCAGGUACUUCCCCCGUUGAAAGAUGUGAUGAUCAGACCAGAGAUUGGCAGCGCCGUUCGAAAUAAGCUGGUUCGCCUUAUGACACACGUGGACAUGGGAGUGAAGCAGAUGGCGGCAGAGUUUCUCUUUGUCCUGUGUAAAGAAAGUGUGGACAACCUGUUGAAGUACACAGGAUACGGCAACGCAGCAGGACUCCUGGUGGCUCGAGGACUUCUCGCAGGAGGGAGGGGAGAGACUCAGUACUCUGAGGAUGAAGACUCCGAUACAGAGGAGUACAAAACUGCAAAACCUUUCAUCAACCCCAUCACCGGUCACGUCGAGGAGCCAAUGCCAAACCCCAUUGAAGAGAUGUCGGAGGAGCAGAAGGAGUACGAAGCACAAAUACUCUUCAAUAUGUUUGAAGAGUUAUCAAGGCAGAACAUGAUCCGGCCGAUGGGGGUCAGACCCGACGGGACGUUAGCACCUCUUGAGGAAACUCUCUGUGAUCCGAACGCUGGAGACUCAGGAUUAGACUCUGACUAGCGCACUGAACAUCCAGGCAGAGUUUUUUCCGGGCUGAGCUCACCGGGUCCCUCAAACACCUAAAAACUGUGUUCCAUUUCAAGAACCUGGUCCCUUUGGAGCUGAACGUGUGUGUCUUUAUAUUCAAAUGUAUUUCUGCCUCAUAUAUUACAACCUACGGUGUGUAGAUGAUUAUGUGCUUUGGUAGCGUAACAUUUAUACAUUUCCCAGUUGCUGAUUACUCCCUGAAUGCACACAAGUCAACAAUUUUCAAAAUAAGUAGUUCAAAAAUGAUCACCCAAACACACUCUUUAACAACUUAACAGUGUGAGACAAAGCAGGAUGCUUGUUCUACGCCUCAUACAAAGGUUAAGCUGUUCUGAUUAUUCAGCCUUCUGAUGAUCCGGGUCUGAACUGGGACACAACUCAUCAUGUUAGAGGAAACCACAAAGUCCUGGCCGUAGCUCAAAGCCAGAGAGAGACACCGCAGUGACAUCAUAAUGCACCUUCACUGUUUAUUUUAUUGCUUCCAUAGUUAAGUUAAGAAAAUAGUUAAAAAUAUAAGUUGUGCUGGAUCUUGUGUAUCACAUUGAAAGCGCUGUUGUUAUGGUGUAAGUGAAUCUGAAUAAUCAUUCCUUUGUGCUUUUCACAAACGUUUUUCUUAUUUAUGCUCUUAUUGUUUCUUAUAUUCACUAAUUGUUUUUUCUUAAUAAUGAAGUGCACAUUAUAAACACACCAGGAAAUCACUGUAAACUGAAAGUCUAGUGCUAGGUUUUAAAAUCAUGAGGCCUCUUUAGUGUGGACUGCAUGGUUGAGGAAUUCUAUGACUAUUUCUAUUUUUGAUUUGUGACAAAAAGAAAUGUGUAAAGCUGCAAUGAUUGUUUUCUAAAUCGUGUUCCUUUUUGCCAAAUCUGCAUGAAAUCAGUUCUCUGGAAUGUUUUUUUUUUUUAUGAAUCCACAAGUUUCCUUACUCUGAAAAAUGUGUCAUGUUGGUGUAAUUUAGGUCAAUGCACAAGCUACAAGAUCUGAUAUCAGAACCUUAAAUUCACAGCUUCUGAUUACUGAUACGUUUGAUGUUUUUGUUUUUAUUAUGGUCUAGAAAAACUGAAUAUGGCUUUAAGCAGAGAACAUGUUAAUUAAAGAAUCUGUGACAGUUAACAUGUUCAAUAGUGAAUCAUAAGCAGACAUGUCACCUGUCCUGUGUGUCAGCAGUACUUGCUGCUCACACCCACAUAAUCCAGAUCAGUGGUGAAAAAGAUCGACAUUAUCUGGACUUCUUUUAACUAAACUUGAUUCAUGGGGGUUUGCUGUGACAAAUCAAAAUAUUUACUUUACCAGCAAUGAGUAGGUCACACAUACAGAUGGGUUAUAAAUUAAAAUGGAAAAAAACAGCACAAGUGUCUUACUGAGGUGUUGCAUCACCACACACCUCCAGAACAACUUCAGUGUAAAGGCCAACAAAACGUUCACAGUUUAAUCUGCCAGUUGUUGUCUUUAGGUUUAUCCCUUUUUAUUUGUCAUGCAUCUGUAAAUCUGUUGAUUUGACCUGUAAGUUGUGAACGCCUUCUCUUUCCCCCGAUCGUUCAUCAAAUACAUUUUUUUUUUUACAAACUGUAUAUAAACACACAACUUGUUUAUCUAAUGAGGCCUCUACUGUAAUGUUAAUAAAAUGCAUGUAAGUA